Messenger RNA from Gryllus bimaculatus (two-spotted cricket), 3761 nucleotides. The record is from the annotation of a GenBank genome assembly. Lineage: Eukaryota; Metazoa; Arthropoda; Insecta; Orthoptera; Gryllidae.
AUGCCAAAAUCCACUCGGGGCCAUCAUGUGCACCGUGUUCAAGAACAGCUCAGUGCUGUCAGAAGUCGGCAGUUACAGUUUGCUAGUAUUCAAACUAUCGUAACUUUAGAAGUUGUGGAAAAUCAACAGUGCCGAGACUGGUAUAAAUCCCAAGAGAAGAAAAUGAAGAUUCUGGAUUCGCAAAUUUGUGCUGGGUAUGAAAAAGGGGGUCGAGAUUCUUGCUGGGCUGAUAGUGGAGGGCCUUUGAUGAUUGGAGAAGGAGACUACACUGUGGUAGUAGGUGUGGUUUCUGCAGGAAUUGGCUGCGGGCGCUACCGUCUGCCUGGGCUCUACACAAGACUUUCUGAGUAUGUUACUUGGAUUGAAGACACAGUACGAGAACAUGAAGACUGACUGCACAAUCAAAAGAAAACAAAUGAAUUAGAAACUAAGUAAUGUAUACUAUUCCUUUAGUAAUGAGAGUAGAAGACAAACUGAUCAUAUGCAAAAAUACCUGACUACUUGAUGCUCAUGAGAAUCUGUGGAGAAGUUUUGAUUUCAAAUUGAUAUACAAGUUGUUUUAAAGACAAAUUGAACAAUUUUUUUGUCAAUAUCAAGAAAAAAGGAGUAAAUUCACAAAAAGAUUUUCCCCUAAAAAAUGUCACUGUGUACCUUGAACAACAAUGCAUCAAAGUUAUGAGUUGGUAAAAUAAUAAUUAUUUAUUAUUAGUUCAUACAUUUUUAUAUAGUUUCAUUAAUUUACCAUACCAAAUAUUUUUCGUGAAGUCUUUAUAAGAUAUAUUUUUUGAAUAAGUUUAUUAUACACUACAAAUGAAUCUUUCAAAUAGUAAAUUAUACACAGCUAAUUGCAGACUGAUGUAUGGUUUAUUAGUAUUAUAGGAGACCAUCUACAUUUUCUUUAAGUCAGUUGAUUUUUGACAACGUUACCAUUAGAAAAGUGUUUGUGUAUAACACAUUCAUUAAUGUAAUUCCAAGAUUGAUGUCUAUAGUCUCUCAGAACUGCGUUUCUGUACCAAUAGCUUAGAUAUUAGUAAGACCAAAUUAUAAGAAUACCAGAUGAAGGGUUUGGGUGUAAAUUGUGAGGUGAUAUCCCAGGUAGAAAUGCUUACGAGUUAUGAGGUGACCGUGUUAGUUUCAGACGUUCAAGUGGGCUUCAUAAAAUUGAUGAGCAUCAAUGAGCUCUAAAUUGAGCUAUUGAGUAUAAAAGAGCAUGGACAACUGAUGCAGGAUCGAAAAAUUACAAUAGCACAGAAGCCACAACAUUGAAGGUUAUCGUCUUUUAUGCCCAAGUACUUAAUUUAAAACACAAUUUAGUGUUACUAAAUAUAUUGAAAUAAUAGAAGUCAUUUAGGUUAAGAAAGAAAAACUAAAUACAGUUUUCUCAAUUAUCUAAAGUUCUGAGUUCUUCGAAAAAUUGUUUUGUUCCCCUGUAGAGAGCAAGCUCAGCUGUAAAGAAAUGAAACAACAACAGAUUGUAAAGCCCAAUGAUUCAUACAGGGACCCAUGAAAAAAUUUAUUUGCAGAAUCUAGUUAUAUCUUAUCCUCUUGUAAAACCUAUGAGACUCAUAAACAUCCCUCUGGACAAAUAUUUGAUUCCACCACUCGCUUUUCUCAACUUUUAUUAAGAGUUUAUUCUAAGCAAAACACAUUAACACAAAACAAGAAAUACAAAAAAAAAAUUUGAGACAUUUAUUUCUCAUUUUCCCCUGCCCCCUAGUAAAUUUUUUGAAUCAGAUAUGGGAACCCCUUUUCAUAAUAAAAGGAAAUUUCUUUUUUGAAAUCCUUAAAGUGAAUAUUUCCAUAACUUAUAUCAUGAAAUAUGCAUUAUUAAUAUUGCUUCUUCUUAAAAUUUAAUGAACAUGUUUAAUUAAGUGUGGUCUUGAUCUGAAGUGAUUUGGUUUUUUUAUUUUAUUGAUCGUACUGAGGAAUUUAUGCCAUGAUGACUUUUUUCUUAAUAAUCCUUCUGUAUAAACAAGUUUUUCUACAUCUGAAAAUUCUUGGAUAAUUGAGUCUUAUCUGAAUGUAGAUAAUUGAGAAAAAUGUAAAUAAAAAAUAAAUGUAAAACAUCAAAAUGUAUGAAACAAUGAGUGUAGUUAUUGAUGUAAAUAGUGUUUGCAAAUUAUGUUUUGUGAAGAGAAUGCUAUGGUAGGUUACCAUCUGAAAUCAAAAUAACAUUUUAAUUAUUUAUAGAUAUAAUUUUCUGUUGAUGAAGUAUCAAUGAAUUCUAGUCAUAAUGUGCCAGUGUGAGGAAAUAAGUAUGUAAUGAGACUGCUUUGGAGAAGUGUGCAAAAUAAAGUUACCAUUUAGCUUUUGCUUGCUACGAAUUUAUUUAUUGUUCAUUCUUUAUUAACUUUUCAACACAAUACUAUUUUUAUGUUAGCAUGUUAUCCAAUCACAAAAUCUUUAUGGAUUACAGAUUAUUUGAAAAUAUAUGUUUUAGUCAAUAACUGCACAAAAAGUCAGCAACAUUAGAAGAACAUGUUCUUGAAUCAAAGAAUAUUAUUACUACAUUUGAGUCCUCAAUAGUCAAAGAUGGUUCGUAAAAACUAUUUACUGACUGUCCCUUUACUAUGCACACAGUUACAGUCAAAAGGUCUUCAUGUUUUUUAUAUACUUUUCAUGCAUGGGAUUCAUGAUAGUUUAAUAGAACCUGCUCAAAUAACAAAACACAAGAGUAUUCAAAGAAUUAUUGUCAUCCUAUUUGAUAAUGACCGAGUGUACAAUAGCUACAAAAAAAAUCAAGUAAGCUAAUCUCUCUACAAUAAUUUCAUCUUCAAAACAAAUGUAUUUGAUGUUUGUUCUGUAUUGCAAUUUAAAUAAUUUUCCAAUAUUUCAAUAUACCCAUUUUCUCUUUCAAUCCCCACAAAUUGUCUUGUAUCUGGCUACAAUCAUGUUUCGAACACUCCAAUAACAUAAGAAUAACAGAAUUCACAACAUGAACAAGAGUGUGUGAACAAACCCCAGGUUAAGGAAAUGACAACUACAGACCUAUUUCACAGAAUUUAGCCUUCAUGAAUUACAACUUUAAAAGGAAUAUUUUGCAACAAAGUAACUUUUCCUGCAUUUAUGUCUAAUUCUAUGUGCAACAUUUACAAGAUAAACCAUUACUUCCCAAAUGUGGAGAAUGUGAUAGAACUGAUUAUAUGCUUGACUAAAGAACUCUUAUAGAUAUUAAUAUCUGUUUAAUGUAUUAGCAUGAUGUAAUUAAAUAAUUUAAUAUGCGUAUUUACUUUUCUAUGAAAUAGUAAUACAUGUAUGCUAACAUUACUCCACUUUUACCUAAGAUUCACAAGUGAUUGUCAGAUAAAGGAGAAAUGUCACCUCAAACUUGGAGGUCAUUUUCACAAUGACACAUUUUCAAGAACAAUUUUGUUAUAAAAAUGAAAAAAACAACAACCAAUAACUUCUUAAAAUAAAAAAUUCUCCAAAUCCUAUAAAGCAUGUAGAUUGAAUAAACAUAUCUAUCUUAAUUUAAGGCAUCUGUGAUUAUUUAGAAAAAGUGGUUGUAGAUAUUCUAUGCAAUGUUUAAACACAAUCCUCACAACAGAUUACGAAUCAUUGAGGAUCUAUUAUUUACAUAAAAUUUAUUGCUCUCAAAAGUAAGAAUUGGUGUUAAAAUUAGUGCUUAAAAUAAGUUGUAACUGGUAGGAGAAAGUAUUUUUAUGCAGUCAUAGACUUCAUGGUCAAAUAUCUACUACCUUGUUAAUCUACAUAGCAUCCAAUUCUAACCAAAUCAAGAAAUUUCACUUAGCUGUGCCCUG